This is a messenger RNA of Dracunculus medinensis (Guinea worm), 813 nucleotides long. NCBI's taxonomy places the organism in Eukaryota, Metazoa, Nematoda, Chromadorea, Rhabditida, Dracunculidae. The record is from the annotation of a GenBank genome assembly.
AUGUUUAGAUACUUCAAAGAAAGUGGAAAGGAAAGUAUAGUGCUAAAUGCAUUCGUGAGAAUCCUUACUACCAUAACAUAUGCUCUAAACUCCUUUCAGAUUGGAAUUGUUGGGCGAACUGGUGCAGGUAAAAGUUCUUUGCUUCGAGCGUUAUUUCGCCUUACCGAACCUGAAGGUCAAAUAUUUAUUGAUGGCGUUGAUACCAAAACAAUAAGUUUAAGAGAUUUACGUAAACGAAUUUCAAUAAUUCCUCAGGACCCUGUUUUGUUCUUAGGAUCUUUGAGGCGGAAUCUGGACCCCUUUUCCGAAUAUUCUGACGAAAAUUUAUGGAACGUUAUUGAUGCAGUUGAAUUAAAAAAUGUUGUGAGCGAUUUGCCGACUGGCCUAGAAACAGAAAUGCACGAAGGUGGAGUUAAUUUUUCAGUCGGUCAAAGGCAGUUGAUAUGCUUAGCACGAGCCCUUCUACGCCAUUCAAAAAUAAUCGUUAUUGAUGAAGCUACUGCAAAUGUUGAUCGAAAGCAAGUUUCAAUAUUUUUUGUUGUAUUUACAUUAACUGAUGCACUUAUACAAUCAACGAUAAAGAAUCGAUUCGUUGAAUCAACUGUAUUGACUAUCGCUCAUCGUCUAAACACCAUUAUGGAUUCUGAUCGUGUUAUGGUAUUAUCAUAUGGGGAACUUAUCGAAUUUGAUCACCCACAUGUUCUUCUUAAACAAAAAAAUAGUAUGUUCGGAACGCUAGUUGCCGAAACUGGUCGAGAAAAUGCAGAAUUAUUGAAACAGCUUGCUUAUACGUCGUACAUAUCGAAACAUUGA